This is a messenger RNA of Serpula lacrymans var. lacrymans S7.9, 756 nucleotides long. RefSeq lists its product as uncharacterized. The record is from RefSeq and is a predicted model, not a curated record. Lineage: Eukaryota; Fungi; Basidiomycota; Agaricomycetes; Boletales; Serpulaceae. The transcript is spliced from 3 exons. The coding region runs from base 306 to 599 and encodes 97 amino acids.
GUCUAUCAUUCAAUGUAAGCUGCCUGGUACAACGGAAGUCGUAAUCGACAGCCCUGACCAUCCACUUCAGAGGCCUCCACGUGCACCUGACCAACUAGAUCCUAGACUCGCUGAUUGGCCGAUAUUGAGUGAAGACGACGUUCAUUUUGCACAACACUUUCAAGACUUUGUUACUGAUUUAGCGCUCACAUGUACUUGGCACGAGCAUACAGACACGUGCUGGAAACACUUGCGACCGGGAGAGCCUUGCGAUGACCAACAUUGUAGGAUGCAAAUAAACGGGUCUACUCGUUCUCUCACUGAAUAUGAUAGUGAGACGCAAGGAAUAUUAUUGCGGAGAUUGCACCCAAAGAUUAACAACUUUAAUGACAUUGUUAUCUUCCUUACUUUACUAUAUAAGCGAUUAUAUCACUAAGAGCACGCUCCCUGUGCACGUUGGCCUGGACGCAUUGCAUUACACAAUUAAGCAGAACGAGAAGAAAUUUCCCCAAAGUGACGACACUCCUGAGUCGGUGAGGAGUCGAAGUUUGUUCACUAAAAGUGUAAAUGCUCAUUGGAGGAGGGGACUGUUAUACCAGUCAUUCCUUUCGUGUUCUUAGAUAGUCCGAAUUUGACUAAUACAUGUCUUCCCACUUUGCCGGAGACCUUUGGUCUUCAUCCUCUGCAGAAGAUGAUAGUAAUGUCCCUUUUCAUGACAACGGUGGGCACCUACUUUCCCGUGCUGAUGAUCAAACUGCACUCACAGAGGAGAUUAGU